This is a messenger RNA of Pungitius pungitius (ninespine stickleback), 4860 nucleotides long. RefSeq names its product peroxisome proliferator-activated receptor alpha a (gene pparaa). Gene Ontology annotation, cellular component: nucleus. Gene Ontology annotation, biological process: negative regulation of transcription by RNA polymerase II; fatty acid metabolic process; hormone-mediated signaling pathway. The coding region runs from base 2131 to 3558 and encodes 475 amino acids. NCBI's taxonomy places the organism in Eukaryota, Metazoa, Chordata, Actinopteri, Perciformes, Gasterosteidae. The record is from RefSeq and is a predicted model, not a curated record. Gene Ontology annotation, molecular function: DNA-binding transcription repressor activity, RNA polymerase II-specific; zinc ion binding; nuclear receptor activity. The transcript is spliced from 12 exons.
UUCAGUGUUUUUGAGGUCCUGCUCUACUGGGAUGCAGAGGCUCUCUGGAGCACGUGCUCAGCGGUUGCUCGCCACGCUUCCUUGUCUCGUGAGUCCUCCCUAGAGCUGAGGACGAAGAGGACGCAGUUUGUGUUCUCGCCUGUCGCUCCGCCAGCUGCUCGAUUCCGUAGAGGAGAUGCGGACGGACCGUGUGCUGCUGCUGCUGCAACCAUCGGCGGGGGAUUUCGGUGCUUUACCCGGGAUAGCCGAUCACUGCGUUUCGUGCGCCAGUUGUCUCCAAAAUCUCAGUGGUUCAUUAUUUAGGAAUUCAACUCCUGGUGACACCUCAUUGUCAAGGCCGAGGAAACCUGAGAGGAGGAGAGCUGACAAGCCAAUGAGACAACGUGUCAGGCGUAAGCACAGGAAGUAUUCUGACAACAUUUAAACACACAGGCGCACUUUGCUCUCACAUUAAAUUACACAUGAGAAAUAAUCUCAGUCUUCAUCAGCAGAUAUGUCUUCCACUUUUCAGCCGUCAAAAUAGAAAAGGUAUUUUUAUUUGAUGAACUUGUACGAGAAGAGCCUUCUGUCUUCUGAGUUUGUGUUCCCACAGAUCGACCAUCAGCCGCGGGACAUGAGAGACACCUGUGGGAGAUAAACUGUCCUUUGGGGUGAGGUAGUAGGUUGUAUAGUCUUAGGGUCAUUCCCAAGCUGUCAGAUGACUAUACAACUUACUGUCUUUCCUGAAGCGGCUGUAAUGGCGGCGCCUUCAUCAGCAUCGGCACAGAGGAAAAAACAACUUCAACACUGCAGAUCACAUAUUUUUAUAAAUGCAUAUCUAUAUAACGCUAACAAUGAGAGCAAUGUAAUAGAUUUUGAGACAGUUAAGAGGGAGAUCAUGAAUGUGUGUAUCUAUGUCUUCAGCAUGUCGGCUAUCCGUUUUGAUUACCUGACCAUCUUCUGAGUAUAUCUUUUAACUAUAAUGUCAUCAAAAGUAACCUGGCUGUAUUUACACAGUAGCUACACAGUCGGACAGAGACGAGAUAAGUGUACUCCAUGGUGUUCGUACAGGGUGAGGUAGUAGGUUGUGUGGUUUAAGGGUUGUUAUUUUACCCCAUCGGGAGCUAACUAUACAACCUACUGCCUUCCCUGGAGGGCAACAAUACAUCACAGGGGCACACCUUUCUACUCAGAAAGAAACUCAUUGCGCACUGGAUUUCAAAUGGCGUGGAAGACUUAAGAAGACCAGGUGCCGAGGUCCCUGCAAAGUGUCAUAAAUUACACCCUCCCACAUGUCUGCCUGUGUGAGAUCAUCCUCAGAACAGUGCGCUCGUCUUUCACUUCAGGCUGCACACUUUGAAACGUUGCUGAGCACCCACACACAGUAGAUGGCGCUAGAUAUUUGUACUUUUUUUUUAAACGUCUUGAAGUUAAACCAUAUUAAGAGUCCUUUGCAAUUACGUUGACAUUCAUACAGAAAAAUUCAAUGUUAAAAUGUUAGCAGUUUAUCACAUUUCUUAGUCUCGUUGUGAGUAAAAUAUGUAUCAGUAAAGAACCCUAAAAUGACUUUCAAAUAAAGUUGUUGGAUACAAUUGUUGUAUGGAGUGAAACGUGCUGUAGGUGACACUUGUUAAAAGUCCUACAUUUGAGACUUUGAGAAAAUUCCGUCAAGUUGGAGCACCACUACAUGCGGUAUGUUUACUCUCCUAUUGGGUAACUAAACAUACCAUAGUAUACAAUGCAUAUACAGCCAGCUCCAAAACGUUAUAUAUAUAAAUAAAUAACGGUACAUCUUAAGUGAUUUAGGAGAGACGGAGAAGUAAAGGCAUACUUCCAAAACAAAACCCAAGAAAAAAAAGUCCGUUUUCUUUUUUUUUAAAUCCCUGUGACCCCAUUGGUCGGAACCAUAGGUGUGUCAGGGGGUGUGAGCGCGUCCGGCCGUCGUCGCGUCACUUCCGGCAGAGAGGACGUGCGGAUGUGUGUGCGGCGCGCCGGGAGGCGACAACGCAUGAAGUUUCACAGCGGAUCGGGACCGCAGCGUCCCGGUACCGAGGGGCGGCCAUGCCGUCAGCAGCAUCUACAAGUGCUUCCGAUCGCAUCCUCUGAGUCUGGUGAGUGAGGGGUCGCUCCUGGUUUGACUUGCUCUCCGCCAUGGCCGGGGAUCUCUUUAGCCCCCCGUCCCCUCUGGGGGACUCCCUGCUCGACAGUCCGCUGUGUGGAGACCUGAUGGAGGACCUUCGCGACAUCUCCCGCUCCAUCGGCGACGACGACGCUCUGGGAUUCGAUUUCCCGGCGUACCAGAGCACCGGCUCAGGGUCCGAGAGCUCCAUCGCGCUGGACACUUUGACCCCAGCCUCCAGUCCCUCGUCGGGGGUGGGCGCGGCCGCCCCCAGUCCGGAGGAGAGCUCGGGCCCCCUCAACCUGGAGUGCCGGGUGUGCUCGGACAAGGCCUCCGGCUUCCACUACGGCGUGCACGCCUGUGAGGGCUGCAAGGGUUUCUUCAGACGGACCAUCCGGCUGAAGCUGGAGUACGAUAAGUGUGAACACAACUGCAAAAUCCAAAAGAAGAACCGCAACAAGUGCCAGUACUGCCGAUUCCACAAGUGCCUCUCUGUGGGCAUGUCCCACAAUGCCAUCCGGUUCGGUCGGAUGCCUCAGGCGGAGAAGCUGAAGCUGAAGGCCCAAUGCAAGACGGUGGCGAAAGAGGUGGCGAGCCCCGCGCUGACCGACCACAAGAGUCUGGUCGGGCACAUCCACGAGGCCUACGUGGCCAACUUCAACAUGAGCAAGGCGAAGGCUCGCCUCAUACUCACCGGAAAGACCAGCAAGCCGCCGUUCAUCAUUCACGACAUGGAGACGUUCCAGCUGGCAGAGCGGACGUUGGCGGCCCAGGUGGGAAACGGCGACGGUCCGGCGCUGGAGAGCGGGCCUCGUGCUGGGGAGGGGUUCGUGUGCGGGGAACUCCAGCAAAGGGAGGCUGAGGCCAGGCUCUUCCACUGCUGCCAGAGCACCUCGGUGGAGACGGUCACGGAGCUGACGGAGUUCGCCAAGGCGGUGCCGGGUUUCCCGAACCUGGACCUGAAUGACCAGGUGACCCUGUUGAAGUAUGGUGUUUAUGAAGCCCUCUUCACCCUCCUGGCCUCCUGCAUGAACAAAGACGGCCUCCUGGUGGCUCGCGGCGGAGGCUUCGUCACCCGAGAGUUCCUCAAGAGCCGCCGGCGGCCAUUUAGCGACAUGAUGGAGCCAAAAUUCCAGUUCGCCACACGCUUCAACUCCCUGGAGCUGGACGACAGCGACCUGGCCCUUUUUGUCGCUGCCAUUAUCUGCUGCGGAGAUCGCCCAGGCUUGGUGGAUGUGCCUCAAGUGGAGAGGCUGCAGGAAAGCAUCGUUCAGGCCCUCCGGCUCCACCUGCUGGCCAAUCACCCGGACGACAACUUCCUCUUCCCCAGACUGCUGCAGAAGCUGGCUGACCUGCGGCAGCUGGUCACGGAGCACGCGAAGUUGGUGCAGGAAAUCAAAACAACGGAGGACACGUCGCUGCACCCGCUCCUGCAGGAGAUAUAUAGGGACAUGUACUGAGUGGAUGCCACGUGUUCAUGAACAUGCGUUGGGACUGUUUAUGUAGGCCAAGUGGAAACCGGGUGUCUGUAAAGAUCUACUGAUGCUUUCACACACAUCAAUGCACUGGAAGCAGCGCAUUGUGCAGCUCCUGAGGCUGCACACUGCUGGGGAGAGGCAGCUUUUGUAGGUGUUGUGGCUGUUUCAAUGAAAGGGGAGACAGUGGAGAACAAACUGUUGUGAUCUUACACCACAGAUGUGUAAAAAUGUUUGGUAAUGAUCUUGAUCUCAGAGCAGCCAAUUGCUAUGGAUUGGGUCCCGGAUGCCAGCUUUCACUCUGCAGACUGAUCAAAAGCUAAAUAAGAGGAGGACAUGGCAAGUUUGGCAACCAUUUUAAAAUGGUGUACACCCAAUAAGGAUAUCUGGACAUGGCUGCCGCAGUCAUGUAUGCACUGAUAAUAAAUAUUAAUCGUGAACUGUAAAAGAAGCAGAGCUGUUAGAGAGGUUAUAACAUUUUAAUCCUUGAGGAAAACAUAGUGUUGGUUGUGCCGUAGGCAAAUCAAUAAUUAAAUAUUCCAUUUAUUUUGGAAAUCUAGUGCAUGUUAGUUCAACUCAUAAGAUUAGAUUCAGCUUUGUCGGGUCCUUUCUUUGUGUACUAGAACCGUAUUGAAAUCAGCAACAAUCUACCUACCACCAGUUUGAGAGUAUUGGGUGAAGAAACACUUGUCAUUAUUUAACGUGUGCCAUAAUGUUUCAAACUUGUAAAUCAUAUUUUCUAUACUUUGACUAUACUUAUACAUUUAGCACAGAUCAAGGCAAUUGUCUGUUCAGUUUUGGAUCAGAGAAUGUUCUGAUAUCAUCAAUCAUGAACAAGAAUUAAUUUAAUGCAUGCAGCCAUUGUUUGACAAAUAUUGUAAUUUUAAGUGUAAUAAAAUGUAUUUGAAUCCUUAACCUUCUGCUAAAAACAUGACGGCUCUCGUUACCUAAGGUUUCUUGCACAAAUCCUGCCAUCAAGACUCAUUGUUGACCCGUGAAUAUUUUGACUACAAGCACAAUAAUAUGUCAAGCUGGAUUAUGUUUUAUUUUGUAAACAUAAGAGGAAUGUGGUUACCACAGUGAAAAUUUCCACUGACAGUAAAGCAGAUUGUUGGAUAGGAGGACCUAGUUGCUUCACCUCCAAUGUUGUAUUAAAAAACUGUUUGUCAGAAUGAAACUGUUUAUUUUUUGUAUCAUGCAGUGUACAAUACAAUUACAUCUGAUGUUUCAAUAACAUGAAUUAUGUUAUGUGGUAGUUUCAAAUAAACUUAAUAUAUUUAACUUUUA